This is a messenger RNA of Scedosporium apiospermum, 564 nucleotides long. RefSeq names its product 4-coumarate--CoA ligase. Gene Ontology annotation, biological process: secondary metabolic process. Gene Ontology annotation, molecular function: CoA-ligase activity. NCBI's taxonomy places the organism in Eukaryota, Fungi, Ascomycota, Sordariomycetes, Microascales, Microascaceae. The transcript is spliced from 5 exons. The coding region runs from base 1 to 564 and encodes 187 amino acids. The record is from RefSeq and is a predicted model, not a curated record.
AUGAUGAAGCCCAGGUCGGAACUGUCGGCAGGAUCCUCCCUGGAACCUCAGGGCGAAGAAGGCGAGCUAUGGAUUCGCGGACCGCAAGUAAUGAUGGGUUAUAUCAACGACGAGGUGGCGACAAAGCAGUCGUUUCACGACGGUUGGCUCAGGACGGGAGACAUUGGCAAGAUGGAGAACGGGAAUUUGUGGAUUACUGACAGAUUCAAAGAGAUGAUCAAGUAUAAAGGACUUCAGGUUGCACCCUCCGAAUUGGAGGAUCUGCUCCUCCAGCACCCUGCCGUGACCGACGCCGCGGUUUGCUCUGUCUACGAUGACGCCGAGGUUACAGAAGUUCCCCUCGCUUACGUUAGCCUCAGUCCCAAGCAUGUCAAUCUACCAUCUGAACAGAAGGAAACUCUACUGAGGGAGAUUCGGAACUGGGCGGAUGCCAGGGUCGCUGGUUACAAGAAGUUGCGCGGUGGUGUUUUCCACCUGCAGGCAUUGCCUAAGAACCCAACUGGAAAGAUUUUGAGACGCCUUUUGCCCGUGAAGCUCCGGGAAACAAGGAGCCAAAAGUUGUAA